AUGUCGAACUACAAGGUCGCUGAUAUCUCCCUCGCCGCCUGGGGCCGCAAGGACAUCGAGCUCUCCGAGAACGAGAUGCCCGGUCUCAUGUACCUGCGCAAGAAGUACGGCCCGUCGCAGCCGCUCAAGGGCGCCCGCAUCGCCGGUUGCCUGCACAUGACCAUCCAGACCGCCGUCCUCAUCGAGACCCUGACUGCCCUCGGUGCCGAGGUCUCCUGGAGCUCGUGCAACAUCUUCUCGACCCAGGACCACGCUGCCGCUGCCAUCGCUGAGUCCGGCGUCCCUGUCUUCGCCUGGAAGGGUGAGACCGACGAGGAGUACCUGUGGUGCAUUGAGCAGACCCUGUCUGCCUUCAAGGACAACAAGCCGCUCAACAUGAUCCUCGAUGACGGAGGUGAUCUGACCACCCUGGUGCACGAGAAGUACCCGCAGUACCUGGCUGACAUCAAGGGUGUCUCCGAGGAGACCACCACCGGUGUCCACCACCUGUACAAGAUGUUCGAGGACGGCAAGCUCAAGGUCCCGGCCAUCAACGUCAACGACUCGGUCACCAAGUCCAAGUUCGACAACCUGUACGGCUGCCGCGAGUCGCUCAUCGACGGCAUCAAGCGCGCCACCGACGUCAUGAUCGCCGGUAAGGUCGCUGUCGGCUGCGCUGCCGCUCUGCGCGGCAUGGGUGCCCGCGUCCUGGUCACCGAGAUUGACCCCAUCAACGCCCUGCAGGCUGCCAUGGAGGGCUACGAGGUCACCACCAUGGAGGAGGCUACCGCCGAGGGCAACAUCUUCGUCACCACCACUGGUAACCGCGACAUCAUCACUGGCGUCCACAUGGCGAACAUGAAGGAGGAUGCCAUCGUGUGCAACAUUGGCCACUUUGACGUCGAGAUUGACGUUGCCUGGCUCAAGGCCAACGCCGUCUCGGUUGACAACAUCAAGGCUGGCGUCGACCGCUUCCUGAUGCCCAACGGCCGCCACCUGAUCCUGCUCGCUGAGGGCCGUCUGGUCAACCUGGCCUGCGCCACUGGCCACCCCAGCUUCGUCAUGUCCAACUCGUUCUCGAACCAGGUCCUGGCUCAGAUCGCUCUGUGGACCGACAACGCCAGCUACCCGCUGGGCGUCCACGUCCUGCCCAAGCUCCUCGACGAGGAGGUUGCCCGUGCCCACCUGGGCCAGAUCGGCGUCAAGCUCACCACCCUGAGCGGUGCCCAGGCCGAGUACCUUGGCAUCAGCGCCGAGGGCCCCUACAAGCGCGACGAGUACCGCUACUAA
Molecule: messenger RNA, 1269 nt
Organism: Linderina pennispora
Lineage: Eukaryota; Fungi; Kickxellomycota; Kickxellomycetes; Kickxellales; Kickxellaceae
Product: putative adenosylhomocysteinase
Exons: 2
Coding region: 1-1269 (422 amino acids)
Biological process (GO): L-methionine cycle
Cellular component (GO): cytosol
Molecular function (GO): adenosylhomocysteinase activity
Source: RefSeq, a predicted model, not a curated record